This is a messenger RNA of Penicillium verhagenii, 615 nucleotides long. Its product is annotated as RING-H2 finger protein. Lineage: Eukaryota; Fungi; Ascomycota; Eurotiomycetes; Eurotiales; Aspergillaceae. Bases 1 to 615 code for a protein of 204 amino acids. The record is from RefSeq and is a predicted model, not a curated record. The transcript has a single exon.
AUGGACACUGAUUUUAGCUACAUUCACGAAGUCGACGAUGACCUCCGCGGCGAUAUACUGGGACUUCUAAUUGAUACUCGUUUCCGCGCUAGACAAAAUGACGGGCGGAAUGCGCAACAGGCUAUAGAAGACACAAUCAUGUACCUAUCAGCAUUUGGUCCAGAAAUUUUCGAGCAUAGUAUGGAUAUUAUCUGGGACAAGGAACUUUUCCGCGACGAUGUCAACGUCUUUUACGGAGGCCCCCGAAUGGUUGCGGUUGGUCCUCCACGGGCCGGACAAGGACGUACUAUUGUGCUAGACAUGAUUGAAAUGGUUCAGCUGCCCGAGUCUUGGUUUAUUCAGGGUGUUGUUCUUCCUGAUCUUGGUUUUGCUCAGGGCUUCGAUACUGUGGAUUUCCGCGGUCUGACUGCUCAAACUCUUGCUUCGUUGACACGUAAAGCGGUAGGUGAGCUUGUUUCUGCUGGCAAGGAGACUGACUGUGCUAUUUGCAGGGAGAAUGUUGCGGCUAACUCUGAUGUUAUUGUUCUUCCUUGCGAACAUUGGUUCUGUGUUCGAUGCAUUACCACUUGGCUGCGGGAUAACAACAGCUGCCCUAUGUGCCGUCACACACUGUGA